CCAGUCGGAGCAGUUUACCGGCGUCCGUCUCGAAGCAGCAGCAGCCACCGACACGAACCACCGACACGAACCACCGACACGAACCACCGACACGAACCACCGACGCGGAGACGUCAGAUCACUUCAUCUGAGUUAACCGAACAUGUUGUCGUUAAGCGGGCUGUCGGUGGCGCUCGCGCUCGCUCUGUUUCCCGGUUCCGGCGAAGCCUUGAGAGAAGGCGACUGUGAAGUGUGCGUGACCUUCCUGGGGAAGCUGUACCGGUCGCUGGAGGACGACAAGGUGAACUUCAACAGCGCGGACAUCGAGAAGGCCGUCGUGAAGAGCUGCCGGGACGCCAAGGGCAAGGAGAACCGCUUCUGCUACUACAUCGGGGCGACCAGCGACGCCGCCACCAAGAUGAUCAACGAGGUGUCGAGGCCGCUCAGCCACCACGUCCCCGUGGUCAAGAUCUGUGAGAAGCUGAGGAAGAAGGACGGACAGAUCUGUGACCUGAAAUACGACAAGCAGCUGGACCUGACCACGGUGGACCUGAGGAAGCUGAGGGUGAAGGACCUGAAGAAGAUCCUGGAGGUCUGGGACGAGUCGUGCAAAGGCUGCGCCGAGAAGAACGACUUCAUCCGCAAGAUCACGGAGCUCAUGCCCAGGUACGCCCCGGCAGCCGCCAGCGCACGGACAGACCUGUAGGCCGGGCCGGGUCUGGGACGGGACGGGACGAGCAGCUCCCGGCUCUCUGUGGCGUCGGCUUCUACUUUCAAACCAACAAUGAACUCAUUAAACGGGAAAUACCAGCUUUUGUUUUUUUAUUUACAUUUUUGUUCCGGUUCACGGAACGUUGACAAAGUCACGACGUCGGUCCCCGUUUGUCCACGAGAUGCUGAGUCGCUGCUCUCCACCACCGGGAGACGAGCUCUCCGUGAUGAGCCUCACAGCCACGGAGCAACUCUGAAAGGUUUUAUAUAUAUCAAAGGUUUUUUGUGUAUAUAAAACAUUUCUGAGUUUAUCUGAAAUGACAUGAAGCUCAACGCUGAUGCACAUUUUUACAAUAACGUGAACUUUGUUUUUUCCCUGACAAAUUAUUUCCACGGUGUCUGAACUGGUGAAACACACACGUAUGUGUGUUUACAUGUAGACUUGAUAGGUCUGGAGUUCUUCAACAUUUGUCUUUGUUUCAAUCUAAAGUUUAAUAAAUUCAACAACUGGGGCCUUUAUUUAAAUAAAAUGACCCUUCUUGCUUUCCAUAUCUGAUUCUCGACCCAAUACAACACAGAAGUGGCAAAUAAUCUAAAAAUCAUAACCUCAUAAAGAAUACAGACUCCCGAGCUUUAGACCAAUCACAGAGCUUAUCUUGACUUUAAACCAAUCACAGUUGUUUGAAGCACUUUUGAUGGAUUUCUUUUCUCAUUGUGAGCAAUACAAACUUUAUUAAAAACAGAAUCCACAAACAUGCGGGUUAAAACUGGGAAACAAUCGAUGAGAAAAGUAAAGAUAUAAAUACGCUCAGAUAUUUAUUGAUCUUCAUUUCUCGGUCCUUGAUUUGUGGAUUUUUGUUUUGAGCUGAUUUGACGCCUGAUUUCACGUGAGGUUCCUGAAUGCCACGCCAAACAGGAAAUGAAGGUUACUGAGGAUUGAACUACUAGUCAAAAUGUUUGAAUGGUUCCUGAACAUGGAGGUAAAUGACACACACACACACAGCAGCUAUGGUAUACUUUAAGGAAACAGGAAACAGUUUGACUUGAAACAGGAAAUGAAAACUUGAACCUUCCGUUUGGUUUCACGCCGUCUCGUCUUUUCUUUUCAUAUUGUUUGUUACAACUGUGAUAUUCUACUUUUUCAUUAAAAUGUGAAAACGGC
Molecule: messenger RNA, 1852 nt
Organism: Pseudoliparis swirei
Lineage: Eukaryota; Metazoa; Chordata; Actinopteri; Perciformes; Liparidae
Gene: manf
Product: mesencephalic astrocyte-derived neurotrophic factor
Exons: 4
Coding region: 143-685 (180 amino acids)
Biological process (GO): neuron projection development; dopaminergic neuron differentiation
Cellular component (GO): endoplasmic reticulum
Source: RefSeq, a predicted model, not a curated record